GAGACGCAGCACUGCCUCGCUUUUUUUUUUUCUUUUUUUUUCCUCUAUUUUUUCUGAAUUAGAUUUGUUCAUUUGGCGCCUCGCAGCUCCUCCUCGGCUCGCUCCUCCGGAUUUUCUGCUCCUGUUUUGGGGGAAAAAGCCGAUGCAGCUCGGGUCUCAUAGCAAGUGUGUCAAAUCUGCAUUGGUCUGUUUGUCCCUGUGUGCAGCCUGUGUAGUCGUGGCUGAACUGAAGCAGAGCGAUGAGCAGCAAUCAGGAGGUCCCGACCCCCAGCCGGGAUCAAGGGGACGGGGCCGCUGUCCCUACGGAGACGACCCCCACUCAGACGGCCCCCACCACCUCCCCAAAGGCCACGGCCGCUUCGGUCAAGGCGGAGCCUCGUCCCACGGCCAGCAGCCCACCCAGCAACGGCAAAGCCACCGAGGCCAACUUGCCGGCCGAAAUCUGCGUGGUCAUCGGCGGAUCUCGCAACUCCCAAGCACAAGGCUCCUACAUCUGUGGAAUAUGCGGAAAGAAGUACAAGUAUUACAACUGCUUUCAGACUCACGUCCGCGCCCACAGAGAGACGGAGGGCACGCCGGCCGGAGAGGGGACACCUCACCUUCUGAACAACUCUUUCCGCUACACAUGUGACAUAUGUGGGAAAAAGUACAAGUACUACAGCUGCUUCCAAGAACACAGGGACCUGCACGCCGUGGACGAUCCUUAUGAUCAUGUGAUUCCUGUGGAGGAACCCGUGAAGGAGGAGAUUGAGCCGCUUCAGAAAAUAGGACCAAAAACGGGGAGCUACACGUGUGAAUUCUGUGGAAAACAAUACAAAUAUUUCAACCCCUAUCAGGAGCAUGUGGCGCUGCACACUCCAAUGAAAAGCUCAUACGCUUUAAAAUUGGAGGGCAAAAUGUCAGGGAAGUCAAGCCUCAGAGACGGCAACAAUUCCCAAAGCUCGAGCGAUACUACAAGCCCCAUGAUGCCCACCUCCUUCCCCACAUCACAGAAAGCCUACACGUGUGGAUCCUGUGGCAUUCAGUUCCAGUUCUACAGCAACCUCAUGGAGCACAUGCAGUCUCAUGCCGCGGAUAAUGAGAAUCACACUAAGGAGGACUCUGCUAAACCCUGCCAAGCCCCCAUAGCGCCUCAGGAGCAGACCUGGAAAUCCCCUCAGCCUGCACAGAGGAACCACAUGCCUUCCUACCAGAACAGAUUGCUGCCAGAGAAGGAGCGGCAGCAGGUGGCUGAGCGCUUGCUGCGCAUGAUGUGUACAGACCUGGGUCUCCUCGGUGCUCUCAGCAGUAAAGACUUCCUCAAGUUGGCCCAGACUUUGGUGGACACGGGCUCCCGCCAUGGAGCCUACUCCAUUCGUGAUGCCCUCGGAGACAUGAGCUCCUUGGCCCUAAAGCAGCUUCCUCGCAUGUACAACCAGGUCAAAGUAAAAGUCACGUGUGCCCUGGGGUCAAACUCUUCUUUAGGCAUUGCCGUGACUUGCCAUUCUCAGACUAUAGGACCGGACUCCUGUUAUGUGCUUACCGCGUAUCAGGUCGAAGGGGUCCGGCUUCGACGCUACGUGCUGGGACUCAAGGAAGCCUCUAUAAGAGAAGGUCCUGAACAUGUACACCACUGGGUCCAGAAUGUCCUCUCAGAGUUCGUUAUGUCCGAGAUUCGCACAGUCUACGUCACAGAACCGCGUUUGUCACUGUUAUCUUUUUGCGGCCGUUCCGGUCUUAGCUUGCGGUGCGCAGGGUGCUCGCUGGCAGCCACUGUUCAGGCCGUUCUCGGCCGACGUAGUCUUCAGGCCAGGGGCCUCCAUGAACUGGGAGAACUUUUGGCCACGUGCCGCGACAUCGCUGGAACAACGAGCUUUAGCCGUGAGAGCAAAACCACGGAUGAGGCUCCGCCACCGCCGUGCUGGGAUUCAACUGCUGAGGCGCUGCUCAAGGUCCACGAGAACUUUGAGGCAAUAUGUGAAGCGUAUGGCCGCUGCAAGAGCACGGCACCUCUCCUGCAGGGCCUCAACAAACACCUCCUUGGCACACUAGCGUGCUUGCUAGCACCAUUGCGCCAGGCAGCUCAGGAGCUCGGAGCCGACCGUUGGCCCACGCUCCAGCAAGUACUGCCCGUCUACAUUCGCCUGGAGAAGCUGUUCACUUCCAAGGCUGGAGAAGCAGGUGCAGGUAGCAAGCUCUGUCACUACUUUCUGGAAGCACUAAAGGAGAACUUCAAGGUGGAGAGAGUCCAUCAAGUGGCGAUGAUCUUGGACCCACAGCUCAAGCUGCGACCUGUCCCCGGGUAUCAGCACGAGGAGAUUAUCACCAGGGCGUGCGACAUGGCCGCCAGCAUGAGGGAACCUGGAAGUGGGGGCUCGUCCGGGAUCACCGGAGAUGAGAGGGAUGGUGAAGGGCCAGCAGGUCCAAAGCGCAGCCGUAUGGACUGCGGGGUGGACAGGUCAUCCUGUGCAGCCGAGGAGCCGCAAGUCCGGAAGGAGUUGUUCCAGUACCUGGGCGAACCGCUCUUCCAUGCUACAGGUGAUCUGUUCCAGUACUGGAGCUCAGUCAUGGACAGAUACCCCAAGUUGUCCCGCUUGGCACUGUGGCUACUGGCAGUGCCCGCGGUGGGCGUCCGCAGCGAAUGUGUCAGCAUCUGCGAGCAGACCUUAGCGAUGAAGAAGAAGCGACAGGUCACUGCCGAGGAGAUGAACAAACUUGUCUUCCUCAAGUGCAAUUUUGCUUGAGGUGGUGCAAGGCCACCAGCCAAUGGCUCUAUAGACUGUUCACAAAAGAGACACUAGUGGAUCUAGACGCUGCUCUAGGAUCACUUUGUAGCUUUUUGUCAUGUCGUAGUUAGAACGCUUAUUCUGGAGCAAAAACCUGUUUCUGGAUCUCUGUCCAUGAACGAGGCACCGUUAAGGGAGGGUUCUUUUCAUGGACGUCUGCUACGGAGCAAUACUUCGUCCAGCAGAGAUAUAGCCUACAUACACCUCAAACCUCAACUUACCACUGGCCAUGAGACAAAAAAAAACAAAACAAAAAGAAGCUAUGCCCGAAAACAUGGAUAUGAACGUUUGUCAAUGCUUGAAUCGUCUACUUCAAACCAAAACAUGGACACACUGUAUGUUUCAUUGCUUUUUCUAUUUCCCCUGCUUUUAAUUUCCAGUGCCCCAGCUGUCCUCUUACCUCUUAUACCUCCUACCUGAAUUACAUUUCCUCCCCCGCCCCCCCCUCCACCAAAUGGACGUUGGACAUACUUUGCCUUAGUUGAAAACGAUCUUUUUUAAGUCUUUCGAAUUGCUGUUGAUUGAUUUUAGAAGCAGAAAAUACCUCUUUUUUUACUUUAGUUCAUUGUUCUCAACUCUGAGCACCUGCUUGGCUGCUCAGUUCCACUCGUUUGACUGAUUAGUUUUUAAUCUAUAACCUCUUCAAAUCGGUAUGUUAAUGGUCCAGACCAGCGGCGAUGCCGAGUAUCACAUUUUGGUUAAUUUACAUUUUCAUGAGAUUACGUUGAUUGCCUUGCAUAUGCAUGAGGAAUCAAUUAUCUAAAUGUGUUAAUCCCUCACAAUUAAAAGGUUACAUUUUCACCCACAGACUCAGCGCAUAACAAACUGCUCUGUAGAUUAUGUAUCCUUGGUGACGUUAAUUUAUUUAUGUCUUUUAUAUAUUUUUUGUGGUUUUUAGGUUUGGGAGCAGACGUACAAUCAGGGGACGUUUCCUGAAGGCUUGCGUGCAUUGCUAAUUGUUUCAUCGUAGGGAGUAUUUAUAUAGUAAAUGACGUAAUUUUAGAACCGUUUUGGAAAUCUAGCCCAGAUCGGCUCUCUGAUUGGUUCAGUCUGAUUGCCAGUGCUUUCAUUACUGAACAGGAACUAGAAUAACACUCUGCUUUUCACUCUAAUAUUGACGCCCUGUGUUUGUGUGUGCAAAUUUUUUGCCUUUUCAAUAGAAAUUUUGAUCUUAUUUGCCACUUUUGAUCCCAAAUUUGGCUUCUUUCUACUAAAGAAGAGCUGAUUACUGACGGUCUGCAGGCAGUUGGUGCUAGUGGGGGGUGGUUAACUUGCAGCUAUAGGGCUGACUGAUUUAGGGAAAAUUCUGAAUUGCGAUUUUUCUGACCAAUAUUGCGAUUUUGGUGAGAUUACAGAAUUUUCGGUCAAAUUUUACUUGGGUGAGCUGUGUAAAAUCUCUUUAGGAAAAUGUGUAGGUGGAAAGUGAAAAAUCUAUAAUUGUAAAAUGAACUUUGGACGCUAAGUGUAAGAGUCUGCACUUUUUAAAUUUACAAAUUUAAAUUUGCUCUGUAAGCAUUUAACUUAUUUUUUUU
Messenger RNA from Colossoma macropomum (tambaqui), 4297 nucleotides. It is a transcript of the gene znf618, whose product is annotated as zinc finger protein 618. NCBI's taxonomy places the organism in Eukaryota, Metazoa, Chordata, Actinopteri, Characiformes, Serrasalmidae. The transcript is spliced from 12 exons. The record is from RefSeq and is a predicted model, not a curated record. Gene Ontology annotation, molecular function: protein dimerization activity. Bases 240 to 2723 code for a protein of 827 amino acids.